Mycotypha africana is the source of this 1665-nucleotide messenger RNA. Its product is annotated as tryptophan synthase beta subunit-like PLP-dependent enzyme. Bases 1 to 1665 code for a protein of 554 amino acids. Gene Ontology annotation, molecular function: cystathionine beta-synthase activity; cysteine synthase activity. NCBI's taxonomy places the organism in Eukaryota, Fungi, Mucoromycota, Mucoromycetes, Mucorales, Mycotyphaceae. The record is from RefSeq and is a predicted model, not a curated record. The transcript has 5 exons. Gene Ontology annotation, cellular component: cytoplasm.
AUGCCCCCGCCCCCUUUUUUCUGCUCAAACACUUUUUUUCUUCUCUUCUUUGUAAAGUUGAUGGCCAUGGUGACCGAGACCGUUAUGGAUAGCAUAGGAUCAACUUCUAUGGUGAAGUUGAGGCUUUUAAAGCAAAUUGGUAUCCUUGCUAAACUUGAAUAUCUCAAUCCUACUGGAAGUAAUAAGGACAGACUAGCCAAGUAUCUUUUAGAUGGUAACUCUUGGAAACCGAGCAAUUAUUAUCUUCAAAAACUCGAAAGGAAAACCCCCUUUCAAACUGCAAGUUCGGAAGACAAACCCAAUAACAGAACAUUGAUCAUACCUAUGUCUUGUAACCUCGGAAUCUCUUUGGCGACUUUGGCCGCCCAAAGAAAAAGGCGCAUCGCCAAAGGGGGUCCUUCGUAUCGCAUCAUUUCUAUCCUACCUGAACGUAUCUCCAAGGAUCGUAUUGCUUUGCUGAAAGCCUUGGGCGCAGAAAUUUUGAGAGUACCUAAUGAAGUACGUAGGGAAGCGCCUGAGAGUGCGUAUUCUGUGGCUCAGAAACUGGCUGAACAAUUAUCAGACGCUACUGUUAUCGAUGAAAGUCAAUUGACAGACUUAACGGUGUAUCAUGAAUUGGCCAAGGAGAUAAUAGAGCAGAUCAACGAAAAAAAGGAACGUGUAGAUCAUGUAUUUAUUGGCGUAGAGUCGGGCGCAACAAUAACAGGUGUAGCGCAAUGCUUGAAAAAAGAAAUGCCUCAUGUGAAAGUGUACGGUGUUGAGCCUUUGGAUUCUGUUUUGGGAGAGCAUGCACCCACAAGCGCUCAUGCCAGAGCGGAUUGGAAAGUGGAAGAUAUUGGUAAUAACUUUAUACCCAAAGUACUCGAUAAAUCACUUGUAGAUAAAUGGGUCAAAGUCAGUGAUCAAGAAGCCUAUUCUGUUAGUCGUCGCUUGAUUCGUGAUGAAGGUAUUUUAUGUGGUCCUUCUUCUGGAGCCGUUGUGGCUGCUGUAUUAAAGAGUAUGGCUACUGAUUCGACAGCCAAUCAUCCUGCUGCUGAGCUCCUAACCGAUCAACAACAACAACAAGAACAGCAACAACCAGGCGUACUUGUUAUCCUCAAUGACGCAGCAAAAAAUUACACAUCAACAUUAUUAUCGGACGAGUGGCUGUUAGAAAAUGAUCUGGCUGAUGAUCUCAUCAGUCAAGAGUUACAAUACGUCUCACAGGAUCGAUAUCGCGCUGCUAGUGUCGAGGAUCUUCAAUUGCCUGCAGCUGUCACUAUUGCUCCUUCUGCAACUGUGGCGCAUGCUUAUGAUUUGAUGUUGGAGCGUGAAUAUUCUCAGUUGCCCGUGAUCAAAACAGAGACUCGAAAAUUGGUGGGCUAUGUCUCUCUGAGCCAUUUAGAAAAUCAACUCGAACACGGACAUAUUCAAAUGACAGAUAAAGUGGAUGAUGUGAUGUAUCGAUUUGUCAACAAAAACAAUAAAAAGAACGGAAUGCCGAGUAAUACUAGUAGCAAUAAAUAUGAAGUGAUUACACCAGAUACGAGUUUAGCAGAUCUAGCUAAAUUCUUUGAAAAGAACUCUUUCGCAGUGAUUACAGAUACAAAUAGGAAAUGGUGUCUUGGAGUAGCUACAAAGUAUGAUCUAAUCAGUUUUUUACAUCGACGUCGACAAUUUUUUUAA